CCUGGCCCCGCCUCCCCACCUGGCUAUAAAGGCCGCUCCCCGAGCUGCGGCGGUGAGUUUCGGGGUCCGGGUCUGGUCUGGCGCUGCCUGCGAGCCCCAGCAUCGCCUGAGCUUGGGUCUGCAAAAACCCUAGAGCCGGCCCUGGACCAAAGGGAAAGGCUGCUGCAGCUGGUGUCCAGGGAGCUCCAGGCAGGAUGCUGCCGUUCAUGGACUGGGUGCUGGAGCUGCUGAGCAUGGAGCAGACCCCCCUCCAUGCUUACACCAUCUCCGCCCUGCUCCUUGCCCUGCUGGCCCUGCUCUUCCGCACCCUCCUGCAGCUCGGGAACUCCUGGCACCGCUACUAUGUGAACUGCCAGCGGCUGCGCUGCUUCCCAGAGCCCCCGCGUCGCAACUGGCUGCUGGGACACUUGGGAAUGUUCAUAUCUGAUGAGGAGGGGCUGAGCUUGGUGUCCCAAACAGUUGCUACAUUCUCCCAGGCCUGUGUAACAUGGAUGGGGCCCUUCCUACCAGUCCUGGCCCUGGUGCACCCUGAUUAUCUCAAGCCGAUCACAACAGCCUCAGCUGCCAUCGCGCCCAAGGACUACAUGUUCUACGGCUUCCUGAAGCCCUGGCUGGGGGACGGUUUGCUGCUGAGCAACGGUGCAAAAUGGGUGCGGCACCGACGCAUGCUGACGCCAGCCUUCCACUUCGACAUCCUGAAGCCCUACGUGAAGAUCUUCAACCAGAGCACUGACAUCAUGCAUGCCAAGUGGCGCAGGCUGGUGGCGUCAGGCUCCACCUCCCUGGACAUGUUUGAACAGGUCAGCCUCAUGACCCUGGACAGUCUGCAGAAAUGCGUCUUCAGCUACAACAGCAACUGCCAGGAGACGCCCAGUGACUACAUCGCGGCCAUCCUGGAGCUCAGCUCCCUGGUGGUGCGACGCCAGCACCGCCUGCUCCUGUACUGGGACUUCCUGUACCACCUGACGCCCGACGGGUGGCGCUUCCGGCGCGCCUGCGACACUGUGCACCGCUUCACAGCCGACGUGGUGCAGCGGCGCCACCAGGCCCUGAACCGCCUGGGCAGGGAGGCCUGGCUCAAAUCCAAGCAGGGCAAGACGGUGGACUUCAUAGACAUCCUGCUCCUGGCCAAGGAUGAGGACGGCCGGGACCUGUCAGAGGAGGACAUCGCAGCCGAGGCUGACACCUUCAUGUUUGAGGGCCACGACACCAUAGCCAGUGGCCUCUCCUGGGUGCUGUAUAACCUGGCCUGUCACCCCGAGUACCAGGAGCGCUGCCGCGAGGAGAUCAAGGACUUAUUGCAGGACAAGGAGUCAGAGGAGAUUGAAUGGGAGGACCUGUCCCAGAUGCCUUUCUCCACCAUGUGCAUCAAGGAGAGUCUGCGCCUGCACCCACCCGUCACGGCCGUGUUCCGGCGCUGCACCGAGGACAUCAAACUGCCUGACGGACGUGUCCUACCCAAAGGGAACGUCUGUCUGAUCAGUAUCUACGGGACACAUCACAAUCCUGCUGUCUGGCCGGAGCCCCAGGUCUAUAACCCGCACCGCUUUGACCCAGAGAACUCCAAGAACAAGCCCCCACUGGCCUUCAUGCCCUUCUCUGCUGGACCCAGGAACUGCAUCGGGCAGAACUUCGCCAUGGCAGAGAUGAAGGUGGUGCUGGCGCUGACGCUGCUGCGCUUCGCCGUGCGGCUGGAUGAGAGCCGGCCUGUGCGGCGCAAGCCUGAGCUGAUCCUGCGCAGCGAGAACGGGCUGUGGCUGCACCUGGAGCCGCUGGGGCCCAGCCAUGAGAGCCGGCCCCCUGCACUGCGCUCCUAGGGCCAUCCACUGCCACCCGCUGCGGGGGAUCCAGCCUGCUCCACACUGCUCAGGGGCCUGCCGAGUGGCAGACCAGGUGGGGAUCAUGGUGGGGCCAGAGGUUAGCAGACACCUGGCAGUCAGCUCUCUCCUCUAAUCUAGACCAGCCCUCUGUACCAAAGCAGGCGCUGUGGGGUCCAGGCAUGGGGCCCCGAAGGUGCUGCAGGCUCCUUUCAGACACAUAGAAUCAUAGAAUCAUAGAAUCUCAGGGUUGGAAGGGACCUCAGGAGGUCAUCUAGUCCAACCCCCUGCUCAAAGCAGGACCAAACCCAACUAAAU
Molecule: messenger RNA, 2135 nt
Organism: Mauremys mutica (yellowpond turtle)
Lineage: Eukaryota; Metazoa; Chordata; Testudines; Geoemydidae
Product: cytochrome P450 4F22-like
Exons: 14
Coding region: 195-1817 (540 amino acids)
Molecular function (GO): monooxygenase activity; iron ion binding; oxidoreductase activity, acting on paired donors, with incorporation or reduction of molecular oxygen
Source: RefSeq, a predicted model, not a curated record